Messenger RNA from Phascolarctos cinereus (koala), 2628 nucleotides. Lineage: Eukaryota; Metazoa; Chordata; Mammalia; Diprotodontia; Phascolarctidae. The record is from RefSeq and is a predicted model, not a curated record.
AUGGAUACCUGGGAGAGCUGGAAUGGCAUCCUUCAAAGAUCUGUGGAUGGCAAUCGUUGCUACUGUGAUGGCUGUCUUGAUUGUCACUGGCAGGAUCUUACUGGGGAGAAGGUGUGUGACAGACAUAAGGACUGUGCCCUGGGGCAGGAUGAGGAGCAUUGCGUUGAGAGCAUCCCCAGUGAAGAUGUGCCUGUGGUCGGAGUCUGUCUCUCCAAGGACAGAUCCACUCUACAGAUGGAUCUCUGGUCCUCAGCCUGUUUUGACAACUUCACAGAAGCAUGGGCUAAAAUCGCCUGUACCCAGAUGGGGUAUAACAGUUUGAGCAUGGAGCCUAGUUUCCAAGCCGUGAAGAUUGGCCCAGAGCAGCAGCUUCCUGUCAGCAAGAUCACAGCCAAAGACCAGGAGCUCCAAGUGCAGAAUUUCUCAGGGCCCUGCCUCUCAAUGUCCUUGGUUUCCCUUCACUGUGCUGUGUACGGAGAGAACCUGCUGGGCCCCCAGGGGAUGGGUGGGCAGGAAACAUUUGUGAAGAUUUUGGCCCUGGCAGGUCAGCAUUCAGCACCACAAAAUUCACUUCUGUGGUGGCUGCAUACUGGACCGCUACUGGAUCCUCACCGCUUCCCACUGCUUCAGGACCUAUUCCGAGGUGGCCCACUGGAAAAUAGGCGGGCACUGACCAUCUAUACUCUACACACCCAUACUUAGACGUGGAUAAGAUCUUUGUCUUCCAGUUCAACAAUUUAUACCCCAGAGAGAAUGACUUGGCCCUGAUCAAGCUGAAAAAGCCCCUUGUCAUGUCAGAUGAGAGCCAGUGCCCGAGACACAGGAUAUCAGAAAUGAAGCUUCUGCUGUUGUGAAGAUUCCUUCCGGGAACAGUUUUGCCCAUUCUCAUCCCUAAUCUCCUUCUCAUCACAACUAGGAGUUUCCACCCUGAGCAGGAUCUCAUUUCUCAAAGAAGAGUGCUUCCUUCAGACAUUUCAAGGCUUCCUUAAAGCAGCUGAGGGUCCUGGGUUCAAAUGCCAUGCCCUAAAGAAGGAAUUUAAUGGCCACCAUCUCAACCACUAACUCCUGGCCCCUCUCCCAAAGGAGAGCAACCCCCCUGAGCAGAGAAGUGUUCUGGGCCUCCGAUUUCCAGAGUGCUCCCUCAGUGUGGGGAGUGUUGAACAGUUGUUCCCUCUUGUGGGCUUCGAUCUCCCCUGAUAGGGUACGUGGAGAGAAAAGGGGACCUCCCUAAUGACCUGGUCACCAAGGCAGAGAGACCAGUUAUGAUAUCCCCGGACAGAUGAGGACAAGGGCGUUCCCUUACUGCUGUGGAGUUUGUGAAUAUUGCUGACAUCUUCAUUGCUUUCACAAGAAAAUACAAGGCCUUUGGGAUGCAUGGCUGUCAUCGUGAUACUACGUACUCACAGAUCCGUACGGUAACUCCAAACAACACCCCCACAAACCUAAAGCCUAUGAGACAAAGGCCACCAAUUUAGUUCAAUUACCUUCCUUUGCCGAGGAAGAUACUGAGCCCUAAGAGAUCCUGUCCGUGACAAGUGAAUUUAAGUUCUGGAAAUUCAAGUACAACUUGGCAAAGUAGGCUCCCUUUGAACAAAGAAGCUUCACCAGUUAUCCUACACCUUCCCUUCCAUGGAAUUUCAGCGUUGCAGGAGAUGCAUAAGUGGUGGCUCUACAUAUACUUCCUGCUCCAUAGCCAAGGCCAUGGGAGAAGAUCUUUAAGCAACAUAGCUAAUGUUUCCAACACCCUAGAAGUGAAGAGAAUUCCAAGGACGCAUGUGUAGUGAUAGGGGAGACAAGGAUGAAGAAAAGGAACCCACCCUCUGAACAAUCUCUCUGAUAAUAAUACUCUGCCUCCUGGAGCACUCCUGAGUCAAAACUCCUGGUCAAGCUUCACAACACCUCAGUGAGGUAGGUAAGUAUUAUUAUGCCCAUUUUGCAGAUAGGGAAAACUGAGGCCCAGAGAAGGUAAGUGACUUGCCCAGGGUCACUCAGCAAGUAAGUGGUAGAGCUGGGAAUGGAAAGAUCUCACUUGUCUUUUCCCUUCCUCUCAAACUACCCUAAGAACUAGACCCCAAGAUCUUUUUUACCCAACUUGUGCUUAAUGUGCAGGCUAGAAAGGAAAAAGAAAGUAGUUUUCCAUGAAGGCAGCUACAAGAGGUAUUUGCUGGAUGGUUAGAAGCCCUGAUCUGUCUACUCCCAAAGGGCUUCUCACCCAUGGAAGUCUGAACACAUAUAUAAAAUCUGGCCUAAUAAAAGCAGGACAGAAUGGGAGCAAUUGUAGGAGGAGAAAGGGGAGAACGGGAAGCCCAAAAGGGGUGCACAGCACCAAGCAUGAGGCAGAAAGCUCUGGGAAACAGGCAGCCAGGAUUAUAGUGAGUGGAGCCGGGACAUAGGCCCCUGUCCAAAGCGGGCCUAAGGGGAGCCUGCCAGGUGCCACUUCCCAGUUCUAUGAUUUUAUUUCCUUUAUCUUCUGUGGAAUGGGAAAUUCUGUCCCAGGGAAUCCCCAGAGGCAGCUACCAUAGGUACUUGGUUGGUGAAAAGGAAAUAAGAGAAACUCUGGCUAUUCCUGGGCAAACCACAGAAGUUGAGCCUGAAAAAUCUAAAUGAGGCAACCAUGUGCAGUCUCAC